Messenger RNA from Molossus molossus (Pallas's mastiff bat), 649 nucleotides. Its product is annotated as diphosphoinositol polyphosphate phosphohydrolase 3-alpha. Bases 154 to 648 code for a protein of 164 amino acids. Gene Ontology annotation, molecular function: diphosphoinositol-polyphosphate diphosphatase activity; bis(5'-adenosyl)-pentaphosphatase activity; endopolyphosphatase activity. The record is from RefSeq and is a predicted model, not a curated record. The transcript has a single exon. Gene Ontology annotation, biological process: adenosine 5'-(hexahydrogen pentaphosphate) catabolic process; diphosphoinositol polyphosphate metabolic process; diadenosine pentaphosphate catabolic process. NCBI's taxonomy places the organism in Eukaryota, Metazoa, Chordata, Mammalia, Chiroptera, Molossidae. Gene Ontology annotation, cellular component: nucleus; cytoplasm.
CCUCACUCUCCCGCCCCUCGCAGCGGCCCGUUCUCUCCACCGCACCUCACCCGGCGGCGGCGGCAGCGGCAGCGGCAGCGGCAGCGGCAGCAGCAGCAGCGGCAGCGGCGGCGACCCGAGCAGCAGUGAGCGCGGGAGCAGGCGGCCUGGAGGAUGAAGUGCAAGCCGAACCAGACGCGGACCUACGACCCGGAGGGCUUCAAGAGGCGGGCGGCGUGCCUGUGCUUCCGGAGCGAGCGCGAGGACGAGGUGCUGUUAGUGAGUAGCAGCCGGUACCCGGACCGCUGGAUCGUGCCGGGCGGGGGCAUGGAGCCCGAGGAGGAGCCGAGCGGCGCGGCCGUCCGAGAGGUGUACGAGGAGGCGGGAGUCAAGGGGAAGUUAGGCCGGCUCCUGGGCGUCUUCGAGCAGAACCAAGAUCGCAAGCACAGGACCUACGUGUUCGUCCUGACUGUCACUGAGGUUCUGGAGGAUUGGGAAGAUUCGGUGAGCAUUGGGAGGAAGCGAGAGUGGUUCAAAAUCGAAGAUGCCAUCAAGGUCCUCCAGUGCCACAAGCCCGUGCAUGCCGAAUACCUGGAGAAACUAAAGCUGGGCGGUUCCCCCACCAAUGGAAACUCCGUGGCCAGGUCCGUGCCCAGGAGCGACCCCUAGU